Messenger RNA from Dermatophagoides farinae (American house dust mite), 2973 nucleotides. It is a transcript of the gene Prp6, whose product is annotated as pre-mRNA processing factor 6. The record is from RefSeq and is a predicted model, not a curated record. Gene Ontology annotation, molecular function: protein binding. Gene Ontology annotation, biological process: spliceosomal tri-snRNP complex assembly; mRNA splicing, via spliceosome. Lineage: Eukaryota; Metazoa; Arthropoda; Arachnida; Sarcoptiformes; Pyroglyphidae. Gene Ontology annotation, cellular component: U4/U6 x U5 tri-snRNP complex; catalytic step 2 spliceosome.
UGUUUUCAUUAGAAAAAUUCUAGAAAUUGAAUUUUCACUCGUGAAAUUUUUCAUUUGAUUAUUUUUUUUGAUCCACGAUGAAUUUGGCAAAUAUUCCACAUCCAGGAGCAUUGGUCAGCAAGAAAAAGAAAGCUUUUAUCGGUGUACCAGCUCCACUUGGAUAUGUUGCAGGCGCCGGCAGAGGUGCUACUGGUUUUACAACUCGAAGCGAUAUUGGUCCUGCCAGAGAUGCAACCGAUGUUCCUGAUGAUCGUCAUGCAUUAUCUAAAUCAAAAUUAGCCAGCAAAAAGCCUGGUAAAGAUAAUGAACAAGACAUUGAAGAUGAUGAAGAAGAUUUAAAUGAUGCCAAUUAUGAUGAAUUCAAUGGCUAUGGUGGUAGUCUUUUCAGUAAAGAUCCAUAUGAUAAAGAUGAUGAAGAAGCUGAUCGUAUAUAUGAUUCGAUAGAUAAACGUAUGGAUGAAAAACGUAAAGAAUAUCGAGAAAAAAAACUUAGACGAGAAUUGGAACAAUAUCGUCAAGAACGACCGAAAAUUCAACAACAAUUUUCCGAUCUAAAACGUGAUUUGGCUCGUAUUUCGGCUGAUGAAUGGAAUUCAAUACCAGAUGUUGGUGAUGCUCGUAAUAAAAAGAUGCGUAAUCCAAGAGCUGAAAAAUUCACACCUGUUCCAGAUUCGAUUCUUGCCCAUAAUGUUAGUUUGUCAAAUGAAACGGUCACUUCGAUUGAUCCUUUAAGCGGUCUAAAGACGGUCAUCUCUGGUACAUCGACCGGUUUGUUAAGUUCAGCACCAAGUCAUUUAGAUUUGAAAAAAAUUGGUCAAGCUCGUAAUACAUUGAUGGAUAUUAAAUUGAAUCAAGCUUCGGAUUCCGUAUCAGGUCAAACCGUUGUCGAUCCUAAAGGCUAUUUGACUGAUCUUCAAUCAAUGAUACCAUCAGUUGGUGCCGAUAUAAGUGACAUAAAGAAAGCACGAUUAUUGUUAAAAUCUGUCCGCGAAACGAAUCCAAAUCAUGCUCCAGCAUGGAUUGCAUCGGCAAGAUUAGAGGAAAUAACGGGAAAAUUACAAACAGCACGAAAUCUCAUCAUGAAAGGCUGUGAACAAUGUGAAAAUUCCGAAGAUAUAUGGAUAGAAGCAGCUCGUCUUCAACCACCUGAUCUCGCUAAAUCAGUCAUAGCACAAGGUGUACGAAAACUUGGAAAUUCAUCCGUUCGUCUCUGGAUAAAAGCAGCCGAAUUAGAAAAAGAAGUAAAAGCAAAAAAGAAAAUCUUUCGUAAAGCAUUGGAACAUAUCCCGAAUUCGGUACGAUUAUGGAAAGAAGCUGUCGAAUUGGAAGAACCAGAAGAUGCACGUAUCCUUCUAACUAGAGCUGUAGAAUGUUGUCCAACAAGCGUUGAUCUGUGGUUAGCAUUAGCUCGAUUGGAAGUGUAUGAAAAUGCUCGAAAAGUAUUGAAUAAAGCACGUGAAAAUAUACCAACUGAUAAACAAAUAUGGUUUACGGCAGCCAAACUUGAAGAAGCACAAGGUAAUUUAUCUAUGGUACAGAAAAUUAUUGAUCGUGCACUGAAUUCAUUACAAGCCAAUGGUGUUGAAAUUAAUCGUGAACAUUGGGUACAGGACGCUAUUGAAACGGAAAAAUCUGGCUCAAAAGCAACUGCACAAGCUAUUGUCAAAUCAGUAAUCGAUUUUGGAAUCGAUGAAGAAGAUCGUGAACAUGGUUGGCUAGAGGAUGCUGAAAAUCUGGCCAAUUCUGAAGCCUUUGAAUGCGCAAGAGCUGUUUAUGCAAAUGCAUUGAAAGUAUUUCCUAAAAAUGAAAAUAUCUGGCUACAAGCUGCAUUUUUCGAAAAAAAUCACGGAACUAAAGAAAGUCUUGAAUCAUUAUUAGAAUUAGCCGUUGUUAAUUGUCCACAAGCUGAAGUACUUUGGUUAAUGGCCGCUAAAAGUAAAUGGCUUGGUGGUGAUGUACAAGCUUCACGUCAAAUAUUAUCCCGGGCAUUCGAUGUGAAUCAAAACAAAGAGGAAAUAUGGUUGGCAGCCGUCAAAUUGGAAUCGGAAAAUGCUGAAUAUGAUCGUGCCCGAAAGAUUCUGGAGAAAGCUCGUGAAAAGAAUAGUACACCACGUGUGUAUAUGAAAUCGGCUAAAUUGGAAUGGCAAUUAGGAAAUUUAUCUCGUGCUAUUGAAUUACUUGAGAUGGCAAUCAAUCACUGGGAUGAUUAUCCUAAAAUAUGGAUGAUGCUUGGACAAAUACAUCAACAAACGGGUCGUAUUAAUGAAGCUCGUGAAAUCUAUCAACGUGGACUUAAAUCAAAUAAUUCAAACGUUGCAUUAUGGAUAUUGUUGGCUCGACUUGAAGAAUCUGAAGGAGCUCUAAUUAAAGCACGUUCUGUACUGGAAAAAGGUCGUUUAAAAAAUCCGAAAAAUGAUCUUUUAUGGCUGGAAGCUGUUCGUGUGGAAAUUCGAGCCGGUAAUAAAGAGAUUGCUUUGCCGAUGCUGUCGAAAGCCUUACAGGAAUGUCCACAAAGUGGUAUGUUAUGGGCUGAAGCUAUAUUCAUGGAAAAUCGUCAGCAACGAAAAAGUCGAAGCGUUGAUGCAUUGAAACGUUGUGAACAUGACGUUCAUGUGCUGUUAGCCUGUUCAUUAUUAUUUUGGUGUGAACGUAAGAUGACCAAAGCUCGUGAAUGGUUUAAACGUACGUUAAAAUUGGAUCCCGAUCUUGGUGAUGCAUGGGCCUAUGCAUAUAAAUUUGAAAUAUUACACGGUUCACAGGAACAACAAAUGGAAUUGAAAAAACGAUGCAUCCAAGCCGAACCUCGACAUGGUGAACACUGGUGUCAGGUGUCUAAAGAUAUCAAAAAUUGGAGGCUUAAAAUUGGCGAUAUUCUUGAAAUCGUUGCCAAUGAAUUACCCAUUCCUACUUGAUUUUUUUUUCUUUGAUUUAUUUUCUAAAUUCGUUCAAUAAAAUAUUCGGUUUUCCUUUUUA